UAAGUUCGAUUAAAAAACUAGUCACUAGAAUAGUUCUUUUUAUACUUGGCCUCAGUUUCCCUGCUUAGCCGAAAAUCAUUUUCAAGUGCUGCAUCGUUGCAUCCAGUUGCAUUAUCCACAGUCAGUUCUGUGAAGUUUCAUUGAAACAGGCCAUUGAAACGUCCGAGAGAGAACUGUGUGGACAAGUAAAGCAACUCCUCAGGACAAAAGGCUAACUAAAAGUUAUUCUUCUUAUAUCUCCUCUUUAGAUAAAAGCUCAUAAAUAAUAUUUUGCAGAUAUCAGUUACAAUUAAAUAGCAAACAGUUUCUUCUACCAAUAGAUAAAAGUAAAUGCGAACUUAAGCGACAAAGAAUAGUAAAGCCACAAUAUGACGAAAUAGAUAAAAAAUUAUUGCUAUGGUUCGUAUAAGGAAGAAUACUUGGUUACCGUAUGACCUAUGUUCUUAUAUUAGAAAAAGCGACGGAAUUAAAAGAAAGUUUGUCGUUAUGUUCGCGAUUUAAAGUGAAUAGUGGCUGGUUAGCAAAAUUUUAAAAAACGACAUCGCAUAAGCUUGGUAAAGAUGUACGAGGAGAAAGCUAGUGUCGAUCAGGAUGGAGCGGAUGUUUUUGCAAUUAAUUUAAAAAAAAUAAUAGAGGAAGAAAAUAUAAGUUUGGAAAAUGUUUACAAGUUGGACGAAAGUAGACUCGUAUGGAAGGCUCUUCCGACGAAAACGCUGGUUGGAAAAGAAGAAAAGAAUCUUGGUGCACAUGAGGCGAAAAAAGAUAGAAUUACAAUUGGCUUAUGUGCAAAUGCGUUAGGCACACAUAAGAUUAUGCCUAUUGUAAUUUACAAAUAUAAAAACCCAAGAGCUUUGAAACACGAAAUUUCGUUACCUGUCAUUUUUAAAUCGCAGACAAAUGUAUGGAUGGACAAAACAAUAUUUUUAGACUGGUUUGAAAACCAUUUCAAACCAUCUGUAAAACAAUAUCAGGAGGAAAAGCAAAUAUCAGGGAAAGUAAUCCUUUUGUUAGAUAAUUGCGAAGCUCAUAAAGCUUUGCUACAAGAAGAUAAAGAUUUUAAGAUUAUGUAUUUACCGCCCAAUACAACAUCUAUUCUUCAACCGAUGGAUCAAGGAAUCGUAGAGAAAACAAAAAGAAUUUUCCGCCAGAAACUCCUGCAGCGUGUUUUAACGUACGAUAAAGGAAUAAAUGAAUUUUAUGCCGAUUACACAAUAAAAAACUGCAUUGACAUUUUAUCCGAAUCCUGGUCGGAAAUUACACAAAACGAUAUUAAAAAUGCAUCGAAUAAAAUUAUUAAUCCUGCUAGUAGUCCCAUUCAGUCGAAAACAAGAGAGCUUGUACCUGAUUGGCAAGGCAUGAUAAGUGAGAUCACAGGAGAACGAUGUACUCCGGCACAUGUUACACAAUUUUUAUUAAACUGUAAAGAAGCAGAAAGAAAAGACGGAGACAUAGAAAUAAAAGAAGAACCGUCGGACCUUCAAGAAGAACCGCAAGAAAUUUAUGGAGGGAGCAAUAACGCAACUGGGAACAAUGAAUUACGUGUAAUAUUUGAGAGAUUGAUAUUUUACAGUGCAAAGGCACCAGCUUGCAUACAAUGCAUGGUGCAGGGAAUAAAAAUAUUUUUCUUGGGCAGAGAAAAUUAAAUAAUUAAGUAUGCAUACAAUGAUAAAAGUUUGCAGCCAAUUUGAAUUAUUUAUAAAUUAAUUCUUUUUUAUAUUAUUUGUUAUUUGGAAGUAGAGAAAAACCACCAUCGUAGGCCACGAUACUAGACAAUUCCAAGGAUGAUACACAAUAAAACAAUUUAAUGUAGAAUAUAAUUUUGCACUUAUUUAAUUAUACAUGAAGUCAAUGCA
Megalopta genalis is the source of this 1853-nucleotide messenger RNA. The record is from RefSeq and is a predicted model, not a curated record. Lineage: Eukaryota; Metazoa; Arthropoda; Insecta; Hymenoptera; Halictidae.